Protopterus annectens (West African lungfish) is the source of this 3180-nucleotide messenger RNA. It is a transcript of the gene TOX, whose product is annotated as thymocyte selection associated high mobility group box. Gene Ontology annotation, molecular function: chromatin DNA binding. The coding region runs from base 427 to 2091 and encodes 554 amino acids. NCBI's taxonomy places the organism in Eukaryota, Metazoa, Chordata, Ceratodontiformes, Protopteridae. The record is from RefSeq and is a predicted model, not a curated record. The transcript is spliced from 10 exons. Gene Ontology annotation, cellular component: nucleus. Gene Ontology annotation, biological process: leukocyte differentiation; regulation of transcription by RNA polymerase II.
CUGAGGGUCUCAGUGAACGGAUCCCCUUUGUGUGAAAACACUCCGACGACAAAUACUGCAAGCUGAAAGCGCACUCCCCUACUCAGUGCACGGGGCAGCCAUUCCGUGGACAGCUUCAUAUUACUGUGUAUCAUUUUGUUUCAUUUUCUUUGUUUCUACAAGGGGAAACCCGCUAAUUGUACAAAUUAAACUAAAAAACCCUUCGAGGAGAAACAUUUCGGUAAUUUAACAACACUGAAUGUUUUGCUACUGCAUGUGAACAUCUACAGAGUCUUGCUUUUUUGGAAGAGUUUUUUUCGCAGACCACAAACGGAUGUGAGGCAGGAAAGGUGUCUCUUUCUCUUAAAUUCUGAGACCUAUUUCUUUUUCUUCAAACACUGUUUUACUGAACAAAAACGAAAAGGACUGCUUGAUGUUUUUAGUGAAAUGGACGUAAGAUUUUAUCCACCACCUCAGUCUGCAGCAAGUACAGAUUCUCCUUGCUUGGGACCCUCACCCUGCCUGGACCCCUACUAUUGUAACAAGUUUGACAGUGAAAACAUGUACAUGAGUAUGACAGAGCCGAGCCAGGACUUCGUGCCAGCAAGCCAGCAAUAUCCUGGGCCAAGUCUUGAUAAUGAAGACUUCAAUAUUCCUCCAAUUACACCCCCUACCUUACCAGAACACCCCCAUCUUGUACACCUAUCUGAUGUAGAUUCUGGCUACCACCCUCUGUGCCACCAGAUGAGCCCGAAUGGCCUACUUCCAUUCCAUCCACAAAACAUGGACCUUCCCUCUAUCACAGUCUCCAACAUAUUAAGCCAAGAUGGGACGUUGCUUCCAAAUUCUCUUUCUGUGAGACUGGAUGAUAGGAUACAUACUUCACAAUCCAAACUUUGGGAUAUGAUCAAGGACCAGAUGAUGAUGCAAAAGAUGCAGGAUGUGAGAAACGCUGAAGCGGGUCAGUAUAAUACACACCCUCAAAUGUCAUCUGUGAGGUCUAGAGGGCAACCUACUGAUAUCAGGCAAUCUGGAAUGAUGCCGCCUGGUCAGCUUACUACCAUAAAUCAGUCCCAGCUUAGCGCUCAACUUGGAUUGAACAUGGGAGGAAACAACGUUCCCCAUAAUUCCCCAUCUCCACCUGGAAGCAAGUCAGCAACUCCUUCUCCAUCCAGUUCCGUCCAUGAAGAUGAAGUAGAUGAAACAGUUAAGAUGAAUGGUGCAGAAAAGCGACCUGCCGUUGAUGUUGGAAAGAAACCCAAAACUCCAAAAAAGAAAAAAAAGAAGGACCCUAAUGAACCUCAGAAACCAGUUUCUGCAUAUGCCUUAUUCUUUCGAGAUACACAAGCAGCCAUCAAGGGACAAAACCCUAAUGCUACAUUUGGUGAAGUUUCAAAAAUAGUUGCUUCAAUGUGGGAUGCCUUGGGAGAAGAACAAAAACAGGUGUACAAAAAGAAAACUGAAGCUGCCAAAAAAGAAUAUCUGAAACAGCUAGCAGCUUACAGAGCAAGCCUUGUAUCUAAGAGCUACAGUGACCCCGCUGAUGUAAAGACAUCACAGCCAACACAGAUGAUGACGUCAAAGCAAGCAGUGUUUCAUGGGCCAUCACAAGCCCAUUCUGCACUUUACAUUGGAGGGCCAUAUCACCAACAAUCUGGGAUGAAUUCCCACAUAAACACCAUGCACCCCAGCCUCCCAAGGAGUAUUGCUCCCAAGCCCAAUUCUCAAAUGCCAGUGACUGUUUCCAUAGCAAAUAUGGCUGUGUCUCCUCCCCCUCCACUUCAGAUCAGUCCGCCUCUCCACCAACAUCUUAAUAUGCAGCAACAUCAGCAAAUCACAAUGCAUCAGCAGUUAGGAAACCAUCAAAUAUCAAUGCCAGUCCAGCCUUCACUUCACUCUCCAACAAUGCAACAGGGGUACUCUCUUCAGCCAGAGUCUCUCCAGUACCAGAAUAUUAUCAGUCCAACAUCAACAGCUGCUCAGGUUGUUAGCCAGGCAUUGGAAUAUGUACAUUCAGGCUGCCGGAACCCUCCAGCACAAACUGUGGACUGGAAUAAUGAUUACUGCAGUAAUAAUGGAAUGCAGAGGGACAAACCCCUUUUUCUUACCUGAAGAAGAUGACAUACUCUCCUUUCCUCUGAAGAUCAAAGGGAAGACUUAAAUUGGAUUGCUUUAUGCAGUCAAGGCAGUUCUGCGUCUUAUUAGAAAAAAAAAAACAAGUUGCUAAGCACUUAGGACUUAAAAUCCUCUACACAAGCUUGUGCUAUCACACCCACUGAAAAAAUGUAUAGUUUUACUUCUUUCUUUCAAAGGGUCUUAAUAAACAUUUUUUCUUCUUUCCUACUUCCUGGAGGAAAUUGGGCCAUUCAUUUUCUGUUGGUUUUUGCUGUGAAAUGCUGCGCUAGUGAACUGCCUUAGUAACUGUAGAUGGUUAGGGAUAAGUCCCUACCCUUUCCACUGGUUUUCAUAAUGGGUGUUUGUAUGGAACUACUAAAGACUUUUUAAAUGGCUUGAUGUAGCAUUCAUAGCAAGUUUGUAAAUAGCAUCAAUAGAGUAUAAAAUGUGAAUUCUUUUGUAGCUAAAUUGUAAUCUCAAGAUUGGUUAAGUCCAGUCAAAUAAUGUUGUAAAAGGGGUCAAAUUGGAAAGCAUUCAUAUUUUUACUUCAUUUUUAUGAAUACUGUUUAAUAGUUCUAUAUUUUCAAAAUGUCUCACAGAUGAAUCCCAGUUGAUAUUAAAGUAUAUCAUUGCUCCGGUGUCUUAACUGACAAAAAUAUAAGUUAUGGAGAGUAAAGAUGAAACACAUUUAUUUUAUACUGCAUAAAAUAUUUGUUCUUUUGUACUGUGUAAUGGUUAGUAAAUGUCAUUUAAAACCUUUUAUGUAUAAAACUGCCAAAUGCUUACUUUGUGUUUUUAGAUGCAGAAACAGAUUGGGAACAGCUAAAUUAUAACCUGGACAUAUGGCUACCUGUUAUUGUUUCUUCCUACUGUGUCUGUAUUUAAUCAUUUUUUAUGGAAACUGUUGCCGCCUAUUUAUGAAAUAAUAAAUAUAGGUGUUUGUAAGUAAAACCUUAAGUAUUUUAAAGAUGUCUCUUUAAGAUACAUUUUGUUAAGAUAAUUCACACCUGUGUGAAUUUACUUCAUUAUUUUGUUUUCAUUGUGUUAUAAAUAAAAUCAGAAUCUGCACUUUUAAUGCAGAAAAUA